UGAGCUUACGUGAGUCCAUAAUUAUACAAUUGGCCGGGAGUCAACUCAGUAUUGAAUUCGCCUUCGACAUGAAUAGUCGUGGUUACAGACUGUGGCCAAUGGUCAUCCUGCCGUUGCUGACCUGGCUAGGCAGCUCCGAGUGUCUUGAUUAUCGGCUCGGAAUCAGUGUAAAACCAUCUUUCUACAACCUGCGCAUAAGUGUUCAACAGGAUGUUUUAAAUCCAGCUGCGCCAUCUUAUAAAUUCGAUGGCGAUGUCGAAAUCACCCUGCAGUCUGUGGAUGCGGAUGUGUCUCAAAUAACACUACACAAGGACGACAUUGACAUAACAACUUGUGGACUCUACACAAAAGGAGAGUUGGUGGAGAACAUUGCGAUCCAAACGAUGUCAUUUGAGCAGGCAACUCAGCAGCUAACUGUGCCCCUGACUCAGGCAUUAGUUGUCAAUCAGGACUAUUUGUUGAAAUUCAAGUACACGGGAAAAGUACAGACUCGUCCGGAGGGCCUGUUCUCCAGCAGCUACCUGGAUGAAGAGACGAACACAAGCAAAAUGGUGCUGAUAACUCACAUGCAGGCCAUCAAUGCACGCCUCGUUUUGCCCUGCUUUGACGAACCAAUCUUCAAGGCCAAGUUCCAGGUGACCAUUGAACGGCCAAGUGGAUUUAAUGCAAUCAGCAACACAAAACUGAUUAAAACCACAGACGAGGGCAACAAUCGGUUUGCGGAUCAGUUUGAUGUAACUCCCAUAAUGUCCAGCUAUCUAUUGGCCUUCAUCAUAUCCGAGUAUAAGGCACGGGGCAAUAGCACUCUGGCCAUUUAUACAAGACCGUCGUACUACGACCACACCUCGUUCAGCUACAGUGUGGCUGAAAGGGCGCUUCCCGCAUUCAAUGAGCUGUUCCAGCAGCCCUACCAGGAACUGGGCAACGAAGUGUUCCAGUAUGCGACAACUCCAAUCUUUCGCCACAACAGUAUGGAGAACUGGGGCUUAGUAAUUUUCAAAGAUAAGGUUGUUCUGGAAGAGCCUGGCUACACGGACGGCUGGGCACAGAAGGAGUUCACCAUUCGCAACAUAGUCCACGAAAAUGCGCACAUGUGGUUUGGCAACAGUGUCACGAUCGCCUGGUGGGGUUUCUUUUGGAUGCAAGAGGGAUUGGCUCGCUACUAUGAGUUCUUCAUUGGACACGAGUUAUACCCGGAGUAUCAGUUGGACCAACAAUUUGUUGUGCACAAACUUCAGCAUAUCCUUACGACCGACUCUCUAUAUGGCACACAGCCCUUGACCAGCGGGGAAUGGAGAGUUCAAACCCCCGAUGAAAUCUACAACAAGUUUUCGAGCAUUUCAUUUGCGAAGGGAGCCAGCUUUAUUCGCAUGUGCCGAAAUGCGAUGGGCAGCGAAAACUUUGACAGAGCCGUACAAAACUAUCUGAAGGAGUACCAUUUGCAAAACACAUACCCCAGCCAAUUUGUUGCCCAUCUCAAAUCAAACUGGAAUGGCUUUGAAUCCGACUUGGAUAGCUUCUUCGGUUCCUUCACAGUUCAGGAAGGUUACCCUGUGAUACUUGUUAAACUUGAAGAGAGUGGCUAUAGCGUCUUCUUCGAGCAGCAGCGCUUUCUGCUCAAUCCCAAAGACGGCAGCGAUGUCGCAUUGACGUAUACGGUGCCCAUCACCUUUGCCACAAAUCAAUCGCCCGACUUUGAAGAUUUGACUCCACAGUUUUUCAUGUAUGCUGGAAUGUAUAAGCAAACGUUUGACAAGCCAAUUGAGUGGAUUAUCGUUAAUAAAAAGCAGUCCAACUACCAUCGAGUAAAGUAUACAGAACCGCUGGUGGGCCGUAUCCAAAAGGCACUGACAGAGAUCAAUCACAGUUAUAUUCCCGUCGAGAAUCGUGCAGCUCUCGUCGAUGAUCUUUUCAACUUUGCCCACGCGGAUAUGAUUGACUACGUCGAUGUACUUAAAUUUAUGGAGUAUAUGAGCACAGAAACCGAUUACAUUCCAUGGUAUGCGGCCUAUGAGGGCUUGACACGGGUCUCAAAGCGUUUAACACCACAGCAGCUGCCCAAUUUCAACAAAUAUCUGAGUGAUAUCACAGCUGCGGUCUACAAUAAGCUCGGAGUGAGCUGGAGCUCCAAUGAUAAGGUGCUCGAUGUCUACAAUCGCAACCUACAGGUGGCCUGGCUCUGCAAAUACCAAUCGGAGGACUGCAACAACCAGGUGCGGCAAAAGUUCGAAGCCGACUCUGAGAAACCAACGCCCGACUAUCGAGAGAUCUUCUACUGUGCAGCCUCACGAGCCGGUGGAUAUGACCGCGUCCUGCAGUAUUAUGAGAAAGAAACUAACGCCAUAGAUCGAGAACCUCUUUUGCGCGCCUCCAGCUGCACGAGAGAUUAUCGGACGCACUACCAUAACCAGAUUAUAGGCACUGGCAGCGGUAACGACGUUUCUCUCAAACUUAUCGCCCUCGCUCAGCUGUACGAGCAGAAUCCCGACUUGAUAACUCCCAUUUUCCAAAUGGUAACCGAGGACAUCACCCAGUUGGCAAAUGCUUUGGAUAGCUGGCCGAAGACAGCCCAGGCGCUGAGCGAUAUGGCGGACUAUUUCACUACGAGUGAGCAGCGGACGCUGCUCUCCGACUUCUACAGUGAGAAAUAUGCGCUGUUCGGCAGCUCAGCGGAGAUUCUUAGCAAGGCGCUGACCAAUGUGGACUCGAAUCUGGACUGGGCCGCAAAGCGUUUGGGCGAUCUCAAUAAGUAUUUGGCACAGAGGAACGGUGCUGCUGGACUCGCGACGACGUCGCUGCUAAUGUUGAUGAUGUCGACACUGGUCAGUUUUGUGCUUAAGCAGCAGUGAUUUGUGCAUAGAAAUGUGGGCAAAUAAAUGAGCUGCUGUUCGAGACGCAGCGGGAUAAAUGGUG
Drosophila grimshawi is the source of this 2913-nucleotide messenger RNA. RefSeq names its product membrane alanyl aminopeptidase. Gene Ontology annotation, biological process: proteolysis; peptide catabolic process. Gene Ontology annotation, molecular function: metalloaminopeptidase activity; zinc ion binding; peptide binding. The record is from RefSeq and is a predicted model, not a curated record. The coding region runs from base 69 to 2849 and encodes 926 amino acids. Lineage: Eukaryota; Metazoa; Arthropoda; Insecta; Diptera; Drosophilidae. Gene Ontology annotation, cellular component: cytoplasm. The transcript is spliced from 6 exons.